UUGUGCAGUUGUUAAGAGCUUGGCCGCUAACCAAAAGUUGGCAGUUCAAAUCCACCAAACACUUCUUGGAAAUCCUAUGGGGCAGUUUUACUCUAACCUGUGGGUCACUAUGAGUCAGGAUUGACUCAAAGGCAACAGGUCAAAUUUAUACACACAAAUACAUACAUGUGCUACAUGCACACACAUGCUUACAUACCUUCACAUAAACUUAAAACAAGGAUAAUUUCAAGAUAAUUUCACCAUGCUAUAACAAUGUCUAUUUUUUUUUUUUCCAAUUAUCCUGCAACAUUUUAUGCAGUUCUGGAAAAUCCAAGACAUUUCCUUAAUUGUGGAAAAUUGAAAUAUUUUCUGCUGAGGAUCCUGAGCAGUGCAAACAUAUCUAAGAAAUUUGGGGGAGAACAUGUAGAAAAAGGAAAACAUAUUUGUUCAUCAUUUCAGUAAAGGAAUUUAGCUCUUGUAUAUUCAGAAUGGGAACCCUGGUGGCAUAGUGAGCUGCAGCUGCUAACCAAAAGGUCAGCAGUUUGAAUCCACUAGGUGCUCCUUGGAAACCCUGUGGGGCAGUUCUACUCUGUCCUUUAGGGUUGCUAUGAGUUGGAAUCGACUCAACGCCAAUGGGUUUGGGUUUAUAUAUAUAGAGAGAGAUAUUCAGAAUAUAUUCCAAAGCGACUACAUCUCCCUUCCAGACACCCAAGGCACUGCAAAUGGUAUAACCCUCCUUUCUCUACGUCAACUCACAGAAAAGCUUAUUAAAGUUCAAAAUUCAAACCGAAAAAUUCACUGAUGUCAAGCUGAUUUUGACUCAGAGUGACCCUGUAGGGCAGAGUAAAAAAACCACCCAGUGCCAUUAGUACUACCUUAUAGAGUUUCCAAGGCUGUAUAGUUCUACUCUGUCCUAUAGAGUCGCUAUGAGUCGGAAUCGAUUCGACGGCACUGGGGUUAUGUCUUUAUGGAAGCAGGUUGCCUCUUCUUUCUACUGUAGAGAGGCUAGUAGUUCAAACAGUUAACCUUUCGAUUAGCAGUGGACUGCUUCAAGCACUGCACCACUAGGGUGCUCUUAUUAAUAUAAUUCACUCUAUAUAUUUUAAAAAGAAAUCAAUUUUACAUGUUGGGAUUAGCCUAUACUAGACUGAGGACCUGAAGACAAUUAUUGAUAACAAAAGGAAUAAAGGCACUUUGAGAGUAAAGCUAUGGCAGAAGAGAACAGGUAGAAUACAGAAGAGAUCAGUGAAUGAAAAAGUUAAAAAGUUGUGCUUUCUAUUUUCUCUGUGAAGAAUCAGCAUGUCUGAAAAACUUACCAACAAGACCAUCAUCAUGGAGUUCUUGCUCAUGGGAUUCCCUGGUGACUGGGUGAUACAGACACUCCAUGCAACACUCUUCUUCCUCAUGUACCUGGCAGCACUGACGGGGAACCUCCUUAUCUUCACCCUCACCACCGCAGACCAGCACCUUCAAACCCCCAUGUAUUUCUUCCUGAAGAAUUUGUCCUUGAUUGAUAUCUGCUACAUCUCUGUCACUGUCCCCAAGUCCAUCAUGAACACUCUAACCAACAGGUAUUCCAUCUCCUUCCUAGGAUGCGCCUCACAGCUCUUUCUUGUUAUUUUUUUCUCGGGCACAGAGUUUGCUCUCCUUAUUGUCAUGUCCUAUGACCGCUACGUUGCCAUCUGCCAUCCUCUGCACUAUGAGACCAUUAUGAAUAGAGGUGCCUGUGUGCAGAUGGUGACUGCAUCAUGGCUCGGUGGGUGUGCCUAUGGAUCCAUUCAUGUGGCAGGUACAUUCUCUGUCAAUUUCUGUGGGUCCAACGUAGUGCACCAGUUCUUCUGUGAUGUUCCAUCAUUGCUUACGCUUGCUUGUUCUGGGGAGCAUAUUUUAGAAUAUGCAUUUAUCAUUGCUAGCUGCUGUUUUGUUUUUGUCUGUUUUAUUUUAAUGGUUGUAUCUUAUGUUCACAUUUUUUCCACCAUUCUCAGAAUCUCAUCUGCAAAGGGCAGAGUGAAAACUUUCUCCACUUGCAUGCCCCACCUCACUGUGGUAACAUUGUACUUCUUUUCAGGAAUUAUCACAUAUUUAGCAAAAAAUUUCAAACCUCCAUCUUCACUAAAAGUGUUGAUAUCUGCGCUUUACACUGUGUUACCACCCACUCUUAAUCCUCUCAUCUAUAGCCUGAGAAACAAGGACAUACAGAUGGCCCUAGAAAAAUUGAUAGGUGGCAAAAUAUCGAGAAUAUUUUCUUGAUUAACAUAUGCAAAAAUAAUUUAAAUGUAUGAUUUGGCUGAGAAAAACUGUUUCAAAAUGAAGAGAUACUUUAUUCUCCUACUGCUAGUCUACAGAACGUGACAAUAUGUUGUCUAACAGAAUAUCACGUCAAAAUUUUAUUAUGUCAUUUGUUGUGUAGUGAAUGAGUAGCUUGGAAACUUUCAAUUUAAUGGCUCUCUUUCCUGUAUUGAUUUCAGGGGGCAAAUUCUGAAUGUCUUACAUUCAUUGUCAGGGUUUCCAAACAUCCUGCAAUUUUGCAACCUUCUGGAGGGUAGUCAUGCAAAAUAGUAUGUUUAACUAUAAGUCCUGGAAUACAGUUUAUUUUUAAAGUGUCCAUAGUUAAAAUAAAGAUGCAGGACUCUUUAUAACCUGUCUUUAGGAGUUCUAUUUAUUUGUGCUAAUUAAAUAUUUAAUUGUGGGAUUCAUAGCAGAAUCAU
Loxodonta africana (African savanna elephant) is the source of this 2687-nucleotide messenger RNA. RefSeq names its product olfactory receptor 14A16-like. Bases 1279 to 2229 code for a protein of 316 amino acids. The transcript has a single exon. Lineage: Eukaryota; Metazoa; Chordata; Mammalia; Proboscidea; Elephantidae. Gene Ontology annotation, cellular component: membrane. The record is from RefSeq and is a predicted model, not a curated record. Gene Ontology annotation, molecular function: odorant binding; olfactory receptor activity; G protein-coupled receptor activity. Gene Ontology annotation, biological process: G protein-coupled receptor signaling pathway.